This is a messenger RNA of Lactuca sativa (garden lettuce), 438 nucleotides long. The record is from RefSeq and is a predicted model, not a curated record. NCBI's taxonomy places the organism in Eukaryota, Viridiplantae, Streptophyta, Magnoliopsida, Asterales, Asteraceae.
AUGGCAAUUACUUUGAAGACAAUCGUUAGAGCAGCUAAGAAUUUAGAGACCCAGAUAAGAGAAAAUGGUAUAGAAAAAGAUAAGGCAAGAGAAAAGAGGAAGAUUGGGGUAUCCUCAAGAUCCGAUAAGAAAGGAACAUUCUCAAAGUCUAACCUGGAUGACAAAAAGUAUAGAGCCAAGUGGUGUGAAAAGUGCAAGAAGAAGCAUUAUGGGAGAUACGAAGGAGAAGUGAAUUGUUAUAAGUGUGGGAGGAUCGAUCAGUAUUCUAAGGAUUGUACGCUUAAUGAUAAGGUAUGCUACGGAUGCGGAGAAAAGGGGCAUAUGUCAAAAGAUUCCUCGAAGAAAAAUGAAGCACCAAGAACGAAUGCGCCACCAAAGCCGAAGGCAAGAGCAUUCCAGAUGGUCCUCAAUGAAGCGGGUGAAGAUGCGAGGGAUUAG